AUGAAUAAUAAUUACGAGGGCAACAACACUUCCCUUAACCUAAACCCAAGAAAGAGAAGCAAAGUGAUAAACCUAGACCUAGUACUCGACCCCAACAAUUUGUCUCCAGUUUCUUCCCCUACAAUUCUUUCUCCUCCUUUGAGCCCCAUGGCAGCCGCAGACCAACGUGUCUUUUCUUGCAACUUCUGCAGAAGGAAGUUUUACAGCUCACAAGCACUCGGCGGCCAUCAAAACGCCCACAAACUCGAGAGAACGCUUGCCAAGAAAAGCCGGGAACUCAGCUCGCCCGUCGUUAGGCCCCACUCGGGCUCCAACCGGCCCGGAUCCAGCUACGACCCGUUUUACGGGUUCAAUACGGGUCGGGUUGGAAGAAACGAUCCUAAUUAUGGAUGGAUUAAUGGUGGCGAUGAAUACAAUAUGAGUAGUAGUACUCAUCAAGAAGAACACGGCCAGCUUGAUUUGUCUUUAAGGCUUUGA
This is a messenger RNA of Erythranthe guttata (spotted monkey flower), 477 nucleotides long. RefSeq names its product zinc finger protein 2. Gene Ontology annotation, biological process: negative regulation of abscisic acid-activated signaling pathway. Lineage: Eukaryota; Viridiplantae; Streptophyta; Magnoliopsida; Lamiales; Phrymaceae. The record is from RefSeq and is a predicted model, not a curated record.